Molecule: messenger RNA, 2188 nt
Organism: Drosophila hydei
Lineage: Eukaryota; Metazoa; Arthropoda; Insecta; Diptera; Drosophilidae
Exons: 4
Coding region: 412-2130 (572 amino acids)
Source: RefSeq, a predicted model, not a curated record
CCAUAAAUAAAUAACAUAAAAUGUAAAUUUAUACGUUAAUAUCAUCACGUAUCUCCAUUAGUUAACAACCAAGUAUAAAUUUUUCAAAUGUAUCGAUUACCUCAGGCUUCCCUAUCGAAAUAUUUCUCACACGUUUUUCGUCCCUGUGAGAAGAACUUAAGUAGUUGGUGUCGUUCUAAAACUAAAGCGCGCGAACACAAUUUUGAACUAUGAACACGGAUGUAUUUAGAAUAAAAUAUAUGUACGAAAUCAUCAGGUACACACAUUGAUAAUCGCAUACAAACAAACGGUUGCGCAAAUUCUGUAACACUUACACUCAGCUAACAGUUGUCGUGGCAACCAGACAAAUAACAGAAAACAGAUGAUCGAGUAUAUUAUAGAGAAUUUCCAUACGUUUUAUGUAAUUAAAUAAUGACACGCUCUGUGUACGAGGUGCAACAGGACUUUGCGUUGAGCAGUGGACUACACUCUGAAAUCAUCUGGGAUGCUCUUGCAGCUCAUCAGGAGGAGGUGCUCAAGCAGAAGAUUGCAAACCUUAUUAGCGGGGAAAGCAGUAAAAGUUUGGAGAGACAGCGACAGAAGGUCUUUGAGAAUGUGUGGCAACAAAGGCGCUAUACGAAUCGUAUGUUGCUUUCAGCAAUAAUCUACGUGCUAGUGACACCAGAAAAGGAUCCAGAGCAGGCGCUACGAUCAACCAAUUUCACCUGUCAUCCAGUUAUACGGACGCGCAAAUGCUUGAGAGAGGAUUACGAGAAUAGCGACAACUGUUGCAUGAUCUUUAUAGAUGAGCACGGCCGUGUUUAUGCCAACUGGCGGCAAUUUGUCUUCAAAAACAGAUUACCCAAAGGCACAAUGAUUGCCCCCAGCCAAGGCAUCUAUCGAUUCGGCCAUGAUCCCGAUAAUGGUGUCCAUCUAAUGGUCCAUCCGACGCCUGCUUCAUAUGGUACUAUAUACAAAGCUGGCGACACUUUGGCCACAGUUGGCGGAUUGGCUGCCAGUGUGCCCGUGGCUGCUGCUAUGGCCAUCCCUGUCGCACCAAACAUAUUGAUGGCAGCCGCUGUGGUGGGAGUCACUGCAGCCGCAUACAGCACCGUACGCUCCAUCAGUUGUCUCUAUGAUCGCCGCCAACACUGUCAAUCUCUGUCGUUGCUUGAGCGAGAAUCACGGAACAGUUGGCUGGGCGUAGCUGGCGGCGUUGUCGGUCUGGGUGCAAUGGAAGCCACCACAGCUUUGUGUGCGGCGAGCGCAGAAGUCAAUGCAGCUGCUCAGCUAGCCGUGAAGGGCAUAAACGUGUCAUCUAUUGUUCUAUCUGGCACAGGAGUGGUCAACAGCGUAUACGAUUUGUAUUUGAAAAUCAACGAGGACCAGCCUUUAUGCACCAUCGAUGUGCUUCACAUAGCCGCCAGUCUGCUGAUAUUUACGCACUCCAUUAACAAUCUGCGUCUAGUUAACCGUUUGACAAAUGGCCAAUCCUUGCGCCAGGCUGUGAACCAUCAAGCCAGACAAACCUUUGGGAAGAUCGCCGAGGAGUCGUCUAAACUGCAUGGGCAUGUCGCUGGCCAACGUUUUGACAAGGUGCGCACUCUGAAUGACAUACCCUUUAAGGAGACACUGCUGGGCAUGCACAACACCUACAAGCAUUUGGGGGAUGGCGCCACCACACUAGCUUCCAUAGCCGGGUCACUGAUAAACCGUGAUGCAGACGGACAGCUGCAUUUGAAUUUGGUUUCUCUCAGGAAAUCAUGUGGUCCGAAGUUUGUGGAGCACAUUGGGCAUAAGGGCAGCUUAUUGGAUGUGCUUGAUGCGCUGGCGAAGUACUUUGAUGGGCAGUCGAUGCAGUUGCUCCUUCAGCUGGCACGCAAGUUUCUAGAUGAUAAUCUCGAUGGCAUUGAGCGCGGGCUAAAUACAUUCUUGUCCACGGAACUGGUGCUCUAUCGCAUCCUGAUGCAGUGCAUCGAAAAUUAUGAAAAUCUUACAUUGGAAUUCUUAUUAGAGCGGAAAGAUGAAAUCUUAUCCAUUCUUACAAAAUAUUUCGAGUCAUUGAGGCCGAAAGACGAGCAAAGCUCCACCAGAAUGAAGUGUGAUAGUUGUCAAGGUGUUUACUAUACAUGCAAUGUUUCUAAUCUAUAAAUCUUAUAAAAAUAUAAUUUGAUUUGUUUGGACUAUAAAUUUAUAGUACAUUUAAUAU